Molecule: messenger RNA, 2996 nt
Organism: Patiria miniata (bat star)
Lineage: Eukaryota; Metazoa; Echinodermata; Asteroidea; Valvatida; Asterinidae
Gene: ncdn
Product: neurochondrin-like
Exons: 18
Coding region: 384-2561 (725 amino acids)
Biological process (GO): neuron projection development; regulation of neuronal synaptic plasticity
Cellular component (GO): dendrite
Source: RefSeq, a predicted model, not a curated record
UGGGGUUUGAUAGGGGGGCGUUCGUGUUUUUCAUGAAAUGCAUGACUGUAUAUACUGGAGACAUAAUGUUUAUUCAUUGGAAGACAGGCUUAGCAAUGUAACAGCGAAAUCUCGGUAUCAUAAAUCCUUGUGCUUUGGCAAACUAUAGACACACACAGUCUGAUGAUCUAGCGGAACGGCAUCAGCAUUCGCUUCCAAAGAGUCUAUUGUGUUAGAAGUUAUGAUUCUGAUUUUGAUGCUUCUUGUUUGAAGACGUCAAUAACGACUGAAACGAGUUUGACAUCAGGCUUGAGAUACACUAAACCAAACCAAACCACAGCUUUUUGGGGGAAAGACAAUUAAUCGCGGCUAAAGAAAGCGGAGGGACAAGACUGAUUUUUAGAAUGGAUCAACAAGGAGUUCAAACAAAUGAUGUAGAUAUGGAAUCCUGUUCAGCCAGCUCAGACGGCCUGCCACAGCCCACGGAGAGGGUGGAUACUUGUCUGCAAGCGCUGGAGAGGGCCAGCUCCGACACGGAGGUCUUCGCUGCUCUGCUGCUGGUGGCAAAAAUUGUACAGGCAGAGAAUACAGACGCUGCAACCAGAAAGCGAAUCUUCGAUGCCGUGGGAUUUAGGUUUAUCAACAGGCUACUCAAAGCAGCUGCAAAACCAGAUAAAAAGGAGAGUAGCACGUACCGCAGCCUGGCCGUGACGCUGCUUGGCUGCUUCAGUACAUCACCAGAGUUAGUCAGUCAUCCCCAGAUGGUCAACAAAGUACCAGUUUUGAUUGAAGUGAUUCAGGAAGCUAGGACAUCGGUUGAGGACAACGAGAAACAGACAAUCGACGAUGCCUAUCAGAUACUGGUUACCAUGGCGAUGGAGGAAUCUCCAAGGAAGGUUCUGUGCUCGCCGGAGGUCAUCUCUGCAUUGUGCGGGAUGAUGCAGGGCUCAUUCUAUGGUUGUGAUAGAGCUGAGCAAGUUUUGUUGUUAUUACUCCACCACUGCGGCCAGCAUGUCUGGAGACUCAAUAAGCCACACAUGGAUGCGUUACUCUACAAGCUGGCUAGCAAGUUCAAAGAAUGCCAGGAUGAGGCAAAGUUCCAAGUGUGUGAGACUCUGUCACGGCUGCUGUCUGCCUACCCUUCAGUCCCUAUGGAGCAGUCAGAAUGGAGCCCACUCGUAUUCCGAGGAGUCAGCGAUAUUCUCAUGAGCAAAGUUUCUGAGAAGCAACGAGACCCAGCCCUGUGCCUGGCGUCUCUCAUGGUCAGCCACUACGGCAUGAGCUGGGCUCUCGGACCCAAUCGCCUGGACAAGAAAUUCCUUCUCUUGCUCAUCCACCUGGCUUGCGUGGAAACUAGAAUGGCACUGGAAAGCCCUGACCACCAAUAUAGAACUUCCAAGGAGUCGGUCCUCGUCUCCUGCUUCAGUCUUUUGGAGCAGUGUAUCGAGUACCUGACAUGUGGUCCACCCUUAGCCCUGGAUGACAGACAGGUGGUUCAGCUCCACACGGCCAUGACAGGUGCAUUCGGUGCCGUCAUGUUCUAUCUGCAAGGAGCUCAGUAUCAAGAGUCCUGGCCUGAUCAGCCGUUAGUCGUAGCGGCCGUCAGAGUCCUAUGCGUGUGGUUGGCUGAAGAGACCACAGCGCUCAAGGAGCAGGUCUAUCAGCUCUUACCGUUCCUCAUCAAAGUUGUUGACAAAUCCUUCAAGGAGGUGACAAACUCUAGAAGCCAUGCCAACGCUGCGGCCGCCGCCUCUACCCCGCAGCAGAGCCUGAGGAGUUUUGCUUCCACGGACCUCCUGCGUCUUCUGUUGCCCGCGCUGUGUCACCUCACGGCCGAGGACGAGCCGAGAGCCAGGCUCGUGGAGGAAGGAGGGAUCGAGCUGCUUGGGGAAUGCUUCAGCUAUCACUGGAAGAGAUUCGUGGAUGGCGACGAGGAUGGAGAUUCAGAGAUUGCCUUGACAACGCUGUGCAGUGUCUUCCUGAACGUGACCUUACAGGAUGCAGAGGCUGUCCAGAGUCACUCCACAGUCUUCAAGGAGUUACUGUGUCUUCUGGCUGCUGCCUUAGCACACACAGUGACUAAUACAGAGCAUCUCAUUCUGUCGUUCAACUUUGCGGUUCUUGGGUUGACCCUCCUCAGAACGUUGGCACACCAUGCAGAUACUCAAAAUUUAUCGGCCAUCAAGAAAUUUGUGGGCCGAACGCUGGACCUGUUCAGGGCCUCCUUCCGGGUUGCCAGUGAUAAUGUACACGAAGUAUGUGAGGCAUACCAGCCAUAUUGGGCUGACGUGAAUGAACUGUGGCUUCUUGGCAUACAAGUGCUUUCAGAGUGUCUGAUGUGCAUACCCUGGCUUCCAUCCAUGUGUUUGCAGAGUGGCUAUCUCCAGCACAUCAUUGGGCUGCUCAAGAUUGUUGUUGCUGGAACGGUUGAGGAGGAGACUAUCAUUGUGUAUAGCGCCCUCUUGGGGUCAGUCGCAAAGACCGAAGUAGGAGCCCAGUUGAAGCAGAUGGGAGCCCUGGACAUUGCAAGGAAAUAUAAGAUGGAGGAGCUUUCCAUGAGCCUGCAGAUGGACUCGAGGUGAUUGAACGAACCCCAGCAAGAUAGCUACUGCUCUGGGUCGGGGUACCAGACGGGGCUUGGUCACCAUGGCAACAGAUGUCGGAACUUUCAGUCGUAAUAUUAGUAGCCAAUCCGUUGACAUGUGGACUCUUUAGUACGUUAGUAUGGAUAACCGUGGAGAUUACAUGAGUGUAUCUACAUCAGCAUGUGCUAUUUGCAACGUUGGAAAGCUCAGAGCGCAAGAGCAUGCCGUGUCGACACAUCUAUAUAGUGAGAAUCUUCUAUUGGGUUUGCGCACUACCCUUUGGUGGCAGCAUAAUCAACAUUCCAGCGAUGCAGUGGGCAGCUUCUUGUGAUUAUGUUGUGCGUGUGGAUCAUCUGUGGAUAUUUUAGACUGCCGUUGAAACCAUGCAAAGUCUGUAUAUGUAAAGAGUAGAAGAAAAAAACUUAUACAAGA